Messenger RNA from Quercus lobata, 1660 nucleotides. RefSeq names its product phospholipase A1-IIgamma-like. Bases 87 to 1364 code for a protein of 425 amino acids. Gene Ontology annotation, biological process: lipid metabolic process. Gene Ontology annotation, molecular function: glycerophospholipid phospholipase A1 activity. The record is from RefSeq and is a predicted model, not a curated record. The transcript has 2 exons. Lineage: Eukaryota; Viridiplantae; Streptophyta; Magnoliopsida; Fagales; Fagaceae.
CAUUUCAUUCUCAAAAUCUAGUGUUUAGAGUUGGUUACCUUACUGAGAGAAAAUUAAAAUUUGAUUUUAAAUUUGAAAGGUUCUAUAUGAUAGCUCAAGUAGUACAUAAUAUAAAGCAUGCAAUAGGACUCAUCCUUAGAAGGUGGAAAGGCAAGAAGAAAAAGAUGGAUAGCAUAGCCAAAAAGUGGAGGUUUCUUAGCGGCGAAAAUAACUGGAAGCAUUUGUUGGAGCCUCUAGACAAUGAUCUUCGAAGGUACAUAAUUCAUUAUGGAGAAAUGGCUCAAGCUACAUAUGAUGCAUUUGAUACAGAGAAGGUUUCUAAGUUUGCGGGAAGUAGCCGAUAUGCGAAGAAGGAUUUCUUCUCUAAGGUGAAUUUAGAGAAAGGAAAUCCUUUCAAAUAUCGUGUCACCAAGUUCUUGUAUGCAACGUCCAACAUCGAUGUUCCUGAUGCGUUUAUCAUAAAGUCAUUAUCAAGGGAGGCAUGGAGCAAGGAAUCAAAUUGGAUUGGGUAUGUUGCGGUAGCCACAGACGAAGGGAAGGCCGUGUUAGGAAGGAGGGAUAUUGUGAUCGCUUGGAGAGGAACAGUUCAAACCCUGAAGUGGAUUAAUGAUCUAGAAUUUCUUUUUGUUUCAGCUUCCAAAUUACUUGGAGUUGGAGAUAAGGAUGAUCCUAAGGUGCACCAAGGUUGGUAUUCCAUAUACACAUCUGAUGAUGCUCGUUCUCCAUACAACAAGACUAGUGCCAGAAACCAGGUUCUAGGUGAGAUUAAGAGACUAGUUCAAGAAUUCAAGAACGAGGAAAUCAGUAUAACUGUUACUGGUCACAGCUUGGGUGCAGCACUUGCGACUCUAAAUGCGGUUGACAUAGUUGCCAAUAGAAUUAACGAGCUAAAAGACCAGCCAAACAAAGCUUGUCCAGUAACAGCAAUAGUAUUUGCCAGCCCUCAUGUGGGGGAUUCCAACUUCAAGAAAGUUUUCUCAGAACAUAAAGAUCUUCGAGUCUUACGUAUUCGUAAUGCUCCAGAUCUUGUUCCUGACUAUCCUUUCAUAGGUUACUCCGAUGUUGGAGACGAGUUGACAAUAGAUAAUCGCAAAUCGCAUUACUUGAAGAGUCCGGGAAAUUUGUCAACUUGGCAUAACUUGGAGGGUUACUUGCAUGGAGUUGCUGGAACACAUGGGACUUUAGGAGGGUUCAGGUUGGAGGUUCAUCGAGAUAUUGUACUUGUAAACAAGACAAUGGAUAGUUUGAAGGAAGAGUAUCUUGUUCCAACGUCAUGGCGAUGUGUGCAGAACAAGGGUAUGGUUCAACAACUUGAUGGUUCAUGGAAAAUGAUGGAUCAUGAAGUGGAUGGACCUGAUAGCUGAAUGUUUAUAUACAUAUGGGAUACUGUUGGAGAUACUUUUAGAUGACAUUUGAAUACUUUGUUUGAGUUGCUUGCCGUGUCAAUUUGGUUGUACUUUUAGAUCUAGGGGGAAAUUAAAUAAGGAAAGAAUGUUAAAUAAUGUAAUAUGACACAAACUGAUUGAGUCCUUGGCUUAAUUACCUAUAUAUCUAGGUAAUGGAGUUCUUUAGGAUUAGGAAUGUCAUAUUAGUGUUAAAAAAAAGGGAAGUUUGGACGUUGUUCAUUUGUGUAUCAUUCAAUAUACCAGGAUUGCAUAAA